AUGGAUGCUAGUGUGUUGAGGGCUGUGGUUUUGAUCAGCAUGCUUGUGCUUUCAAUAGCUCAAGCUAAUAUUAAUCCUUCCUAUACCAAUGCGGUUCCAAAUGACAAUCCUCUCGAUCAAGUUGAUGAUGUGUAUCCUCGCUCUAAUACAAAUCAAGUGGUUCCAAAUGGCCAUAUUAUCUCCUGUGGUUUAAAAUGUGCGACAAAGUGCCUGAUGAACCCAAUAUGCCUUGGCAUGUGCAUGAUCAGAUGCAAACAUAGGCCUUCGGAUGUUGUGUAUGGUUGUACACAUAAUUGUGCCAACUCCAUUGCCACCACAAGCACUUCCAAUUCUGAUAAGCGCUAUGUGGAAGGUUUCGUGGAUUCAUGCUAUGAGAGUUGCUCCAAGAAUAACCAGAUAAAUUAA
This is a messenger RNA of Prunus armeniaca (apricot), 405 nucleotides long. Lineage: Eukaryota; Viridiplantae; Streptophyta; Magnoliopsida; Rosales; Rosaceae. The record is from the annotation of a GenBank genome assembly.